This is a messenger RNA of Macrosiphum euphorbiae (potato aphid), 1104 nucleotides long. The record is from the annotation of a GenBank genome assembly. Lineage: Eukaryota; Metazoa; Arthropoda; Insecta; Hemiptera; Aphididae.
AUGGAUCUGCCGCGAUCGAAGGUUAAGAGUUUGAAUGCAGUCGUUUUGAAGUGUAAUAUCACAAAAAUGAAAAAAUGUUUGACAUCUACUCAAUGGACUCUGCAAAUCUUCAUUCCUGUUUGUUUACUUUGGGUACAUCUAUUCGAACCUGCGGUCGGACAUGGAAGACUUAUGGAGCCACCGUCAAGAAACAGUAUGUGGCGGUUCGGAUAUCCUAAUCCGGUCGAUUACAACGAUAACGAAUUGUUCUGCGGCGGCCAUUCCGUUCAAUGGAGCGUUAACGACGGGAAAUGCGGAGUGUGCGGGGACGCGUACGAUCAAGCUCAACCUAGACGACACGAAGCGGGGGGUGAAUACGGCAGAGGGAUAAUCAGCAGGCAUUAUUUUGCAGGUCAGACGAUUGAUGUUGAAAUUGAAUUAACUGCCAACCACAAAGGAAGAUUCGAAAUGCACCUCUGCCCAAAUAAUAAUCCUAAAUACGAAGCUACACAGUCUUGUAUAGAGAGGUUUCCGUUGUACAUAUCUGGCACACGGCAGGUCCGAUAUAUCAUCCCGGAAAAUUCAAGGAAGAAAGAUAUUUUCAAGUACAGGGUGAGGUUACCACCUUAUCUCACGUGCUCCCAGUGUGUUCUUCAGUGGACUUAUUAUACGGGUAACAUGUGGGGCAAAUGCGACAACGGGACGGAAGGACUGGGCUGCGGGCUACCGGAAACGUUCCGGAACUGUGCGGACGUCAAAAUCGUGACCAGCACUUCGGGUCUACCACCGCAGUUCAUACACAACAGGCCGCAGCAGCACUACUACAGUUCGGCUCUCCGGGGCGACGACUUGACGAUAGCACCGCAGAUUUAUUACCCACUUGUGGUCAAGGCCCAAGUAUGUGUUGCAACGCAGAAGUAUCGUAUUGUUCCCGGCAUGGACAAAUGGUGUGAAAACAAUUGUGUAAACUUUCCGUCAAACUGCCCCGAAGAAUUCUGCACUUGUCCAGAACAAUGCACUGGAAUCGGAGAAAUAAAAGGAUUACCCGGUGCUGACGAAUACUGCCAGGACCAAUGUAUUGUCUAUGGAGCAAAGUGCCCGAAAAAGCGGUGUGUCUGCUAUUGA